AUGGCUGAGAGGCUCUCAUUGAAGAAUGAUGAACUAUUGUAUCUUAAAUCCAAAGCAAAUGACUUGGAGAAGCAACUAAAAUGCGAAGAAAAUACUGCAGUAGCAAUGGCUGAGAGGCUGAAAAUGAAGGAGGAUGAACUUUUGUGUCUUAAAUCCAAAGUAAAUGACUUGGAGGAGCAAGUACAAGUCUUGUCCAAGAGAAACAUCUUCAGAAACCGUAUUGUGUGUGUGUCAGUUGUGUUAUUUGUUGUUUUGCUUUUUUUCCUUGGGUCUGCUGUUAGGUACAAAGUUAACUCUACUUUGCCCUGGUAUCUCAUUAAGCAGUUGUGGAACAAAUUAAUUGUGGCUGAUCUUGUAGUUGGGGCUGUUCUGGCUGCUCUUGUGACUGUGGUUUCUCUUCUGGUUGUGGUUGCUCUUGUGGAUGGGGCUUUUAUUGGGGCUUGUGUUUGUGGUGCUAUUGGGGCUUGUGUUUGUAGUACUUGUGGUGGUGCUGUUGGGGAUGGUGUUGGGACUGGUGUUGGGUUUGUUGGUGGAGUAGGUGUUGGUGUUGGGACUGGUGUUGGGUUUGUUGGCUGCCAAUCUCUUGCAGAAGACUCCACAUGUUGCUCCCUUGUCCUUGGUCUCCCCCUCUUUUUCUGCAAUUUAACAAGAAGGAUAUUAGCAUAA
Molecule: messenger RNA, 666 nt
Organism: Striga asiatica
Lineage: Eukaryota; Viridiplantae; Streptophyta; Magnoliopsida; Lamiales; Orobanchaceae
Source: the annotation of a GenBank genome assembly